GUUGACAGUUAUGUUAAAAAAGUGAAAAAGUUUUGCAAAUCCUCCCGAUUUUUCGUGUUUUCCACUAUUUUAGUCAAAAUUUCUGCGUUUAAACCAUGGACCUAAAACAAAUCGACGAAGAGGCCCGCCAAGCGGCCAUCAAGGAAAUAAAAAACAUGUUCCAGCGGCCGGGACAGCUGGAAAAGGUGGAACAGUAUCGGCACCGUGUCUACCGCAAAAAAGUUUCGAUCGAAGCGAUGCUGAAGACUUGCAUGCAGAACCAAACCGACGACGUGAAGGUGGGCGUGACGAAGCUGCUGGCGGCCACCGAGGACAUCAAGGAGGUGGACGAGCAAAGCAAGGCGGCCAUCGCCCAGCUGACGAACGUUCCAGCCAUUUACGACGCGCUCGAGGCGGUUCGGGAUGAGAAUGCGAAACACUCGCAGUACAUGACGGCGAUGGAGAAUUUGAAGCACAUCUUUACGGUGCAGUCAAGUGUGGCGAAGACGAUGCAGUGGAUCGAGGAGGACAAGCUGCUGCACGCGCACCAGUGUCUGUCGGAUUUGGAAAAUUCCCGGGAUGAUUUGCUGUUUGAGCUGCACAAAUUACCGAAGCAAAAUGCGCAUGAUAAAAUUACGCUGAAGCGGUACUUUGAGAAGGUCGAGACGGUUUCGGCGACGUUGGAGAAGAAGAUUCGGUUGAUAUUGCAGCGCACACUGAAUACUGUGCGGAAGGAACCGACGGUGAUUGUGACGGCGUUGCGGAUAAUUGAGCGCGAAGAGAAGGCGGACGCGUUUGCGCUGCAGCAGCAGAAGCAAAGUGGGUUUAUUCCGCCGGGGAGGCCGAAGGAGUGGCGCAAGAAGGCGCUGGAGGUGCUGAAUGAAAGCGUGGUGCAGCGGAUUGAGGGAUCGAAGCUGGAGGAACGAGCGGAUAACAAGUUGUGGCUGGUGCGGGAUUUGGAGCUGACGCGGCAGUUUGUGCUGGAGGAUUUGCGCGUGGUCAAGUCGUUGUGCGUGCCGUGCUUUCCGCCGCAUUUUAACAUUCUGAAGGAGUACGUCAGCAUGUACCACAAUGCGCUGUCGAAAUAUCUGGAAGAGCUCAUCCAGAUGGGUCUCGAAGGCAACGAGUUUGUGACCAUUCUGUCCUGGAUCAUGAACACUUACCCGGGGCGGGAGCUCAUGCAGCACCCGGAUCUGCAGAUCGAUCUGGCCGACGUUGGUCCGCUUGUUAGCGUGCAGGUGCUCAAAGAGAUGGAGACGGCCUAUCUGCGCACGAUGGAAAGGAACUACCAGGACUGGAUGACGAAAACGCUGGAAACGGAAAAGGCGGACUGGAUCAAUGGCGUUCCGGCGGAUUCGGCGGACCAGUAUUACCACACUUCGGCACCGGUUAUCAUAUUCCAGAUGAUUGAUCAGAAUCUGCAAGUUACGAACACGAUCCACUCGGAUUUGACGUUUAACGCGUUGAUUUUGAGCAUCCAGCAGGUGAUCAAGUACGGGCACAACUAUCGUGGUGCGAUCAUCGAGUACAAGGAAAGGCACUUCCGGGAUCGUAGCCAGGCGCCGUUCUUUACGCAGCAUAUCAUUACGAUCGUCAACAAUUGUGCCCAGAUGAUCGAGCUGGCGCAGCAGAUGAAGCAGCUUUACUGGCCCAAGUCGAAGCCUCAGCAUUACGAGGAGUUUAGCCGACUGUUGGACACUUACCAGAAGCUGCGGGAUGAAGCUGGUCUGUUUCUGCUGGAGGAAGCGUUUCUGGAUCUGGAGGUUCACUUUAACGAUCUGUUUACGGUUAAAUGGGUUGGCACGUCGGUUUCAGUCGAUACGAUCUGCGUCACGCUCGAGGAUUACUUCCAGGACUACAACCACCUGCGCUCGACAAACUUUGAGUACGUAAUCGGCGAGGCCCAGCGCAUGGUCGCCAAGCGGUACAUCCGGGCAAUGCUGUCGAAGCGCCUCAGCAAACCUCGGCAGGAGUGUGAAAUCCUAGCGAAAAAGAUCGUCAAAGAGACCAAGCAAAUAAAGGUGUUCUUCGAGAAGGUGGCGCCGAACGUUUCCUCGAGUGAUUCCCCGAUCGAUGUCAUUUCCAACCUGGCCUCGUUGCUUUCGUGUGACGCCGAAAUGUUGGUGCUGGAUCUGCACACGCUGCUGUCGAGCUAUCCGUCGCUGACGGAGGAUCACGUGGUGCGGUUGUUCUACCUGAGGAGCGAUUUUAAGGCCAACGAGGUCAAGGAAAAGGUGCACGACGCGAUCGUGUCCAAGAAGACGACGGUGAGCCACGACAAGCAGGACAGUAUCUUCAAGGAGAUUGUGUUUUCGGAUAAAAUUAUAUGGUCUAGCAAGUAAA
This is a messenger RNA of Culex quinquefasciatus (southern house mosquito), 2322 nucleotides long. It is a transcript of the gene Sec6, whose product is annotated as exocyst complex component 3. Lineage: Eukaryota; Metazoa; Arthropoda; Insecta; Diptera; Culicidae. The transcript has 2 exons. The coding region runs from base 96 to 2321 and encodes 741 amino acids. Gene Ontology annotation, cellular component: exocyst. The record is from RefSeq and is a predicted model, not a curated record. Gene Ontology annotation, biological process: exocytosis; exocyst localization. Gene Ontology annotation, molecular function: SNARE binding.